Solea senegalensis (Senegalese sole) is the source of this 1917-nucleotide messenger RNA. RefSeq names its product ribosomal oxygenase 1 (gene riox1). Gene Ontology annotation, molecular function: histone H3K4 demethylase activity; histone H3K36 demethylase activity. Bases 44 to 1687 code for a protein of 547 amino acids. The record is from RefSeq and is a predicted model, not a curated record. Lineage: Eukaryota; Metazoa; Chordata; Actinopteri; Pleuronectiformes; Soleidae. The transcript has 15 exons. Gene Ontology annotation, cellular component: nucleolus.
AGAAGAAGCCGCAGUCGCAGUGUGAUGACGUACCUGAAGGAAAAUGGAGAGAACACACAUGUCUGCCUUUGCCUUGUAUCAAACGAUGUCAGUUGAUGUGUCUCCUCCUGCUAAGAAGUCUUCACCAUCGGUGGCUGUCAAGAAGAAAAAGAAAAAGGAAAAUGGAGUCACGAUUAAGAAGGUCAGUGCAGUUAAAGCCCAGGUGCAAACCGAGAAGAGGAAAAAGCAGAAGAAGCUCCUGAAGUCUGUAAAAAGAGAGGAGAGCCUGAAGCACAGCACAGAGGAGGUUGAGGAGGAGUGUGUAAAUGGAGAGGAUGAGAGUCUGGAGGCUUUGCUGACCAGCCUGACGAGAGUCAACAACAGCCGGGAGAGAGCGAGCCAACUCUUCCAGUGGCUCAUUAACCCCAUUCCUGCCAAAGCCUUUUUCAGGGAAACGUGGGAAAAGAAGCCCAUUCUUGUUCAACGGCAGAAUCCAAACUACUACAAAGGCUUGUUCUCCACUGCAGAGUUUGAUCGCAUUUUAAGAGAGGAGGAUGUUCAGUAUGGAGUGAACCUGGACAUCACGAGCUACAUCGAUGGCAAGAGGGAGACACACAAUCCUCCAGGGCGAGCUCUGCCAUUCACUGUGUGGGACUUCUAUGAGAGUGGCUGCUCUAUUCGAAUGCUGAACCCACAGGCUUUCUCUUCCACCGUGUGGAAUGUUCUGUCCAUCCUUCAGGAGCAGUUUGGCAGCAUGGCAGGAGCGAACGUAUACCUGACGCCGCCGGGAACGCAAGGAUUUGCUCCACAUUAUGACGACAUUGAGGCGUUUGUGGUUCAGCUGGAAGGGAAGAAACACUGGAGAGUGUACAACCCCAGAACAGACGACGAGGUGUUGCCUGUAGUUUCAAGUCCAAACUUUGACGAGGCUGACAUCGGGGACCCGAUCAUGGAAGUGGUGUUAGAAGCUGGAGAUCUUCUCUACUUUCCCAGAGGAUUCAUCCACCAGGGCGACUGUCUGCCAGACGCUCACUCUCUGCACAUCACCAUCUCCUCUUUCCAGAAGAACAGCUGGGGAGAUCUGCUGCAGAGGGUGGUUCCAGUUGCACUGGAGGUAGCAAUGGAGGAGGAUGUGGAGUUCAGACAAGGUUUACCUCUGGAUUACCUGACAUACAUGGGAGUACAGAAUUCUGACAAGGAUGACCCACGCAGGGUGAAAUUCUUUUCCCGAAUUGGGAACUUGAUGAAGAAGCUCAGCAAUUAUGCUCCGGUUGAUGCAGCUGUGGAUCAGAAAGCCAAAGACUUCCUCCAUGACUGCCUGCCCCCUGCACUGACGCCAGAGGAACUGGCCAGCAGUGUCCAAGGGGCACCUAUCAAGUGGGAAUGUGGGCAGGUUAUGGAUGCGGGUGCACAAAUCAAUAGCCAGACCCGAGUCAGACUCCUACGUGCUGGAUGUGCCAGGUUAUGCAGUGAUGGAGAGGCUGUUCACCUUCACUACACCACAGGCAACUCCAGAGUUUACCACAAAGAGGAGCCCAAGAGUUUUGAAAUAAAAUCAGAGCACACAGAUGCCAUCGAGUUUCUGAUCCAUUCUUAUCCCAAUUUUGUGACAGUAGAAAGCUUCCCAUGUGAGGCUAAAGAGGAAAAGGUUGAAUUGGCUGAGCUGCUAUUUGAGAGAGGGAUUAUUCACACGGAAGAACCUCUGUAAUGGCCCCAGAUUCUUCAGUCUUGCUGACUGCAUGAGCAGAUACAAACUGCUUUUGUACGAUACAUUCAAUUAAGUACUUCCUGUGUCAAAUAUUUUCUUCACCUGUAGUAGAGGGGGAGUCAUGCUAAAUAAGCCAUUCAUGAAUUUGUCUUGUGUUCUGUGUCAGCUAAACCUUUUCUUAAAAUUGAAAACAAAACAGAUGUGUGUAAUUAAAUGGAUGUACCAAAUGA